Messenger RNA from Toxoplasma gondii ME49, 3962 nucleotides. Its product is annotated as amino acid transporter, putative. The transcript has a single exon. Bases 1273 to 3267 code for a protein of 664 amino acids. The record is from RefSeq and is a predicted model, not a curated record. NCBI's taxonomy places the organism in Eukaryota, Apicomplexa, Conoidasida, Eucoccidiorida, Sarcocystidae.
CAACCCGGUCACCAGAUCUGCACACGACUGUCUACGAGUUCCAGGUGUUUUCUGGUUUCCCCAGAUUUGUGCGAACGGACGAAGACAUCGGUCGUCUCCGUGUCGGGAUAACCGAAGGGUGCGCGACGGUCACUGUAUGUGUACCGCCAUUCUUUGUGGUAGGCUCGGCGAAGAUGGUUUCUGACCCUUUUGGCGACUCCUGGCAACUCUGAGACUGCAUCCGUCCGCUUCUUCUGGCGCACGUGAUUUCCCCGUCGCCCCGCUGUGUCUUCCAGAGUUCGCCGGUGAGUUUCUGAAAAUACGAUCCCGAACUUCCGCUAGUUUGUCUCCAUGGAUGCGCAAACGGUAGCCGGUGCCUAUGUGGCCUUGGUCGCCCUGAAGCGCGGGGGCUUUUGUGGUGAGUCUGCGAAGCGUUCUGACUCUGGCACUCUGCGUGGCGUUUGUCGCUUCUAGUGGACAUCUCUUGGGUUUCGCCCCUGUCUCGGAUAGGACCUGGAGAGUUUGUGAUCUUGGAGAAGAGGUACGGAAGACCAAUAGGUUCCUUGUUGGUCACUUCUGCAUGGUACCUAUCUGUUCGAUGCUCAAACUUAAGACGUUGUGGAGAGGUUAUGUACAGUCAGGUCUCCGCCGCGUGCAUCGCGUAGUCUCUCCGAGAUUCGUGCCUUUUUGCUUUUUGCGCGAUCCGGAAUGAGAUAGGAUGCACUCUUCCAGUUCGACGGAACCGGUGUUCCACGUCCUCGUUCCGUCGGCCUUCUCUCACGAGGGUGCAAACUCCGACCACAACAAUUUUCCCUUUGAAUCUGUCUCUCUGAGACUGCUCAUGAGGACACAGGAUCGCACUGAACCUCUCCGUGCACCUGUUGUAUUAUUUUUUUUUUCUCCAAACACUGCGGCAGCGUGUAGUCGGUCCGCGACUACGCUUUCAAGACCAGUGGAGUAUUGACUGGAACUGGAGUGUUGUCCUUUGUCUCGUGCCUUUCGUGUAGCGGUGUGUAUCAUCAUAGAGUUCCCUUCCCUGAGAAACUCUGUUAGCUCGUGCGGUAGACCGGAACACCCUGGGAAGCCGCUUGCCUGAGGAUUCAUGUACAGAAUAAGUUUUUUCGAGUCGCUGCAGUCUCUUUUUGUCUCGCGCCCACGGAUCCGUUCGGAUCCUGACUGUGACAUCGCAGCGCUGGCGCAGAACCGCGUUUUUGCCGCCACAUGCUUUAGCGUGUUCGACGGCAAGGUUGUUUUACGUAGCAGAGGUUUUUUUCUCCGUUCAUUUUUCGCAGCAUGGCGGAUCCCGCCGCGUCCUCGCGUUUCUCAGGUCUGCGCACUCGGUUGAAGGCUUGGAUUCCUCCCAGUGACCUUCCGGGGGCGAAUCAGCCGACGCCUUGUAACUUCAAUCGCUACGCGCUUCUUUUUUUCUACGUGAUCAGUGGGUGUCUCACAGGGGUCGUUUUUUUCGGGUGGCCUGCCAUGGCGUCUUUGAUCUUCUACAACGAGGGUUUCUCGACCCUCUGCGCGCGGGACCCUGCAACAGGUGCGUUUUCCCCCGACUUUCGACAGGAAGGCCAGUUGUUCAUUUGUGACGCUCAAGACGCCGCGGUCCAGAAACUGUACACCUUGGCGGGUCUUCUCUGCUGCGUCAUGAGUGCAUGCGGCGGGGCACUGCUCGACUUCAUCGGACCCAAGUACACAAUGUGUCUAGGACAACUCCUCUCCAUCACGGGUUGGCUGUUUUUGGCUUUCUCGGGAGCCGCGCCGAGCACGUACUACGCCGGCAUCGCCUUUAUCGGUCUGGGCGCAGAUGUCGGCUUCCUCCCCACCAUGUGCGUCACGCGGCUCUUGCCCGGCUCAGCGGGCCUCGUAAUCACGCUGCUCAGCUCCGCCUCUUCGGCGAGCUCUGCGGUUCCCAUGGUGCUCGCCAAGGUUGUCGAACACCACGGAGCGAGUCUCAAGACCGUCGCGCUCUGGUACAUCUGCUGCGGCCCCAUCGUCAGUCUCCUCAUUGCGCUCUUCCUCUUGCCGCGACGGAACUAUCUGGUUGGCGACGAGUUCGCGGACCGGGGGCGCAGCCUCGAAGACCACGCGUGCACAGUCGGCGACGGACGGAGCGAAGGUGACGAGACAGGCCGGGACGCAGAUAUGGAAGACGACGGCGCUAGCCGUCGAGACGCGCCAGCCAAGCAGAAUGUGAGGCAAAUGACGAAUCAGAGUUCCUCCAACUGGCUCUCCCGCGGUCGAGAGAAAACACUGGAUGUCUCGCGCGUCCAGGAGGCGAGGGAGAAACACACACCUGCGACUCGUGCUGUCGAACCCUCCAUGCCGGAAGGUGCCUCGUUUGGAUGCAGGAACGUAGUGCAAGCGACUGAGCUUGCGGACGGUGCGCGCUGUGAAGAGGUGAGGCCCAGGACGGAGGAAGUCGUGUGUUUGACAGACUCAGAGGAAAGGUGGAGAGGCGGCGUUGAUGACGCAGCAGGCAAUGCUGCCACUUCGAUCCCCGGGAGAACAGUAGCUUGUGAACGGGACGGCCCACAACAGUCGAUCGAGGCCCAAGGCGAACGUGAAGAGGAAUCGAAGAACAAGGGUGAAGAGAGGCCGCCGGCGCCGCCUCCGUUUUUCAAACAACUAUUUUCACUGCGCUACCUCCUCGUCGUCGUUUACUUCGUCGGUGUCGCAUGCGCUGGCGCGUUCUUUCAGCAGGCGCCGCGCCGCAUGUUUAACGACACCGUAGUCGACUUCAUGGAGAUGAUGCAGCCUCUCGCAUUUCUGCCUUGCAUUAUUUUUGGCAAGUGUGCAGACGUUUUUGGCAUUUUGAAGGUUUGGAUGGUGGUGAACACCUGUGGGUUACUGAUGUACGCCACCUCCAUGAUUCAUGGCUUCCACAAUGCUUUCGGGUACACCUCGGUUUUGCUCUACACCCUGUACAUGUCCGUCUUUUCGAGCCAAGUCUUUGUGUACAUUGAAGAAACAUUCUCCCCUCAGUAUUUCGGCAAGAUGAUUGGUCUGACAGCGAUGUGUGGCGGCCUCCUUUCGAUGGUUUCGAAUUCGUUGUAUGAACACGUAGUCAUUGGUAUCGGAAAAGGUGACCCGUUUAUCAUGCAAGUCGCUUUGACCGUUUUCCUAGGGAUUCAGUACAUCUGGAUUGCAUGGCUGAUGUGGCUGAAAAGGAAAGAGCCGAAUCCGUACCGCAGCCGACCAGCACGUCUGCCGCCAUCCGACAACCCCAGUAUACACGCGGUGCCCACUUGCCUGGCACCUUUCGAGCCUGUUUGUGAAGUCUAGAGAAACGCCACUGCGGAGUUCUGGAUCGUUGAAAGACACGGUACAACGCAUGCAGCAGGGAACGUGAAGAACGAUUCACCUUCCGGAAAGAGUACCGUGGUUCCGAAGGGCGGCGUGUAGCUCCGGUGUGCCUUCUUGUUUUCCUAUGUAGAACACCGUGUUUUCAUGGUCGCUCAUGAAGCCGAAGCAUGCAGUCGUACCGAGUUUACUGUCAACAGGUUUCCCUGUGGUCUGGAAGUACAGCCACUGCGGCAUGAAUUCGGUUUUUUAUGUAAAUUAUGGUUUGUGUUGGGAUGCUUCGUUGUCUGGGCUUUCGCAGGUAGGACUAAACACACAUGACUGACAUUCCCCCCAUUUGAACGUGAACAAAGUACAUCGGUUUGGUGUGUAAGAGCGGCGACGCCCCUUACAGCGCAUGCCGGUCUGUUUCGCAUGUCACGUGUCCCCUGGUGCUUUUUUUUUCAUCGCAAGUGGUAACUUACUGCGGCGUGUGUCAGACGGUUGAAUGAUCAAGGAUCGAUUGUUGUGGUGUGUAGGCGCUCCGCUUGACAAAGGUAUUAGGUUUGGAGUGUCAUGCAUCAUCGAACUGGAAACAAGAGCUUGUUUGCGUUUUACUGUUCUGUUAAGACGUGUUGCUCGCCACUCUCUAGUGCGCACGUACCCGCUUGUCUGUCUGUAAAAAAGUGAAUCACGUC